AUGGGAGUUGAUGGUGAAACAGUGGUGCUGAAGAACAUGCUCAUUGGGGUCAACUUGAUCUUGCUGGGUUCUGUCCUGAAGCCCUCAGAGUGUCAGCUGGAAGUGACAACAGAAAGGGUCAGAAGACAGGCGGUGGAGGAGGAUGGGGGAUUUGUCAACUAUAGUGCAUCCAGCAAAGAGCACCCCAUGGUCUUCAACCAUGUAUAUAACAUCAAUGUGCCCCUGGACAGCCUGUGUUCCUCUGGUCUGGAGGCUUCAGCAGAGCAGGAAGUGAGUGCAGAAGAUGAGAGGAUGACAGAAUACAUGGACCAUACCUCGGACAGAGAGAGCCAGGUCACCUUCACCCACAGGAUCAACCUUCCCAAACAGGCCUGCAAAUGUUCCUCCUCUGCCCAGGUCAUGCAGGAACUACUGAGCCGGAUUGAAAUGCUGGAGAGGGAAGUGUCUGUGCUUCGAGAUCAAUGCACCUCCAACUGCUGCCAGGAAAAUGCAGCCACAGGUCAACUGGAUUAUAUCCCACACUGCAGUGGCCAUGGAAAUUUCAGCCUGGAGUCCUGUGGUUGCAUCUGCAAUGAAGGCUGGUUUGGGAAGAAUUGUUCAGAGCCCUAUUGCCCUAUGGGCUGCUCCAGCCGCGGUGUGUGUGUGGAAGGCCAGUGCGUGUGUGACAGUGACUAUAGUGGCGAUGACUGCUCAGAGCUCCGUUGCCCGACAGACUGCAGCUCCCGAGGACUCUGUGUGGAUGGCGAGUGUGUCUGUGAAGAGGCUUACACAGGAGAAGACUGCAGUGAGCUGAGGUGUCCCGGGGACUGCUCAGGGAAGGGGAGAUGCUCCAAUGGCACCUGUUUCUGCCAGGAGGGCUACGUUGGGGAAGACUGUGGCCAGCGCCAGUGCCUGAAUGCCUGCAGUGGGCGAGGGCACUGCCAGGAUGGGCUCUGCUUCUGUGAGGAAGGGUACCAGGGUCCUGACUGCUCAGCAGUUGCCCCUCCCGAGGACCUGCGUGUAGCCGCAAUCAGCGACAGGUCCAUUGAGCUGGAAUGGGACGGGCCGAUGGCAGUGACAGAAUAUGUGAUCUCUUACCAGCCAACGGUCCUGGGAGGUCUUCAGCUCCAGCAACGGGUGCCUGGGGAUUGGAGCGCCAUCACCAUCAAGGAGCUGGAGCCAGGACUUACCUACAACAUCAGUGUCUUUGCCGUCAUUAGCGACACCCUCAGUCUCCCUGCCAUUGCCAAGGUGGCCACUCAUCUCUCCACCCCUCAAGGGCUGCAAUUCAAGACUAUCACAGAGACUACCGUGGAGGUGCAGUGGGAACCCUUCUCUUUCUCCUUCGAUGGGUGGGAGAUCAGCUUCAUCCCAAAGAACAACGAAGGGGGAGUGAUUGCCCAGCUCCCUAGUGAUGUCACAUCCUUCAACCAGACAGGGCUAAAGCCAGGGGAGGAAUACAUCGUUAAUGUGGUGGCUCUCAAAGAUCAAGCACGGAGUCCCCCAACAUCAGCCAGCAUCUCAACUCUCAUUGAUGGACCCACACAGAUCUUAGUUCGAGAUGUCUCAGACACCGUGGCCUUCGUGGAAUGGACCCCACCUCGAGCCAAAGUUGAUUUCAUUCUCCUGAAAUACGGGCUAGUGGAUGGAGAGGGCGGUAGGACCACCUUCAGGUUGCAGCCUCCUCUGAGUCAGUAUUCUGUGCAAGCCUUAAGACCCGGCUCCCACUACGAAGUCUCUGUCAGUGCCAUUCGAGGGACCAAUGAAAGUACUUCCACCAUCACUCACUUCAUAACAGAAAUCGAUGCCCCCAAGAACUUACGGGUGGGCUCCCGUUCAGCAACCAGCCUCGACCUCGAAUGGGACAACAGUGAAGCUGAGGUUCAGGAGUACAAGGUGGUAUACAGCACCUUGGCAGGGGAGCAGUACCAUGAGCUGAUGGCUCUUAAGAACUCCGGCCCUACCACCAGAGCCACCCUCACCAAUCUCGUGCCAGGGACAGAAUAUGGUGUUGGGAUAUCAGCGAUCAUGGGCAGUCAACAGAGUGUACCAGCCACCAUAAAUGCCAGGACUGAUCUGGACAGUCCCCGUGACCUCAUGGUGACAGCCUCCUCCGAGACCUCCAUCUCCCUCAUCUGGACCAAGGCCAGUGGUCCCAUUGACCAUUACAGAAUCACCUUCACGCCUGCAUCUGGAAUGUCCUCAGAGAUCACUGUGCCCAAAGACAGGACCUCAUACACACUUACAGACCUGGAGCCUGGUACUGAAUACAUCAUAUCAGUUACUGCAGAGAGGGGAAGGCAACAGAGCUUGGAAUCCACAGUGGACGCCUUCACAGGUUUCCGUCCCAUCACCCAUCUGCACUUCUCUCAUGUCACUUCCUCCAGUGUAAACAUCACCUGGAGUGAUCCAUCCCCGCCAGCUGAUAGGCUCCUGCUGAAUUACAAUCCACGAGAUAAGGAGGAAGAGGCUUUGGAAGUCUCAUUGGAUGCUACCAAAAGGCAUGCCAUUCUGAUGGGUCUACAACCAGCCACUGAGUACAUUGUAAACCUGGUGGCUGUUCAUGGGAUGGUGACCUCUGAGCCAAUUGUGGGCUCCAUCACCACAGGGAUCGAUCCUCCUAAAGAAAUAGUAAUAAGUAAUGUUACCAAGGACUCUGUGACUGUCUCCUGGAGCCCUCCCAUUGCAUCUUUUGACUACUACCGAGUAUCCUAUCGACCCACACAAGUGGGGAGACUGGACAGCUCAGUGGUGCCCAACACAGUCAACGAAUUCACCGUCACCAACCUGUAUCCAGCUACAGAAUACGAAAUCAGCCUGAACAGUGUUCGAGGCCGAGAGGAGAGUGAGCGCAUCUGCACACUUGUACAUACAGCCAUGGACAAUCCCAUAGAUCUGGUUGCCACCAACAUCACCCCAACAGAAGCUCUGCUACAGUGGAAAUCACCUGUGGGUGAAGUGGAGAACUACGUCCUUGUACUAACACACUUCACAGUUGCCGGGGAAACAAUCCUAGUGGAUGGAAUCAAUGAAGAGUACCAGCUUGUGGACCUGCUUCCUAAUACUCACUACACAAUCACCAUGUAUGCCACCAAUGGACCUCUGACCAGCAGUACCAUCAACACCAACUUCACCACCCUUCUGGAUCCCCCCACAAACCUGACUGCCAGUGAGGUCACCAGACAGAGUGCCCUAAUUUCCUGGCAGCCUCCUAUGGCAGACAUUGAGAACUACAUCUUGACCUAUAAAUCCAACGAUGGAAGCCGGAAGGAGUUGAUUGUGGAUGCAGAUGACACUUGGAUCCGUCUGGAGGGACUUUCUGAGAACUCUGAAUAUACAGUGCUCUUGCAGUCAGCCCAGGAUGCUAUUCACAGUGUGAUCACCUCUGCUAGCUUCACCACAGGGGGUCGGGUGUUCCCUCAUCCUCAGGACUGUGCCCAGCAUUUGAUAAAUGGAGACACCCUCAGUGGGGUUUACACCAUCUCCAUCAAUGGGGACCUGAGCCAGAAGGUCCAGGUGUACUGCGAUAUGACAACUGACGGGGGCGGCUGGAUUGUGUUCCAGAGACGGCAGAAUGGCCUGACAGAUUUUUUCCGGAAAUGGACAGAUUAUCGUGUUGGUUUUGGAAACUUAGAGGAUGAGUUUUGGCUGGGGCUGGAUAACAUUCACAAGAUCACUUCCCAAGGGCGAUAUGAGUUGCGGAUAGACAUGCGAGACGGCCAAGAAGCAGCUUACGCCUAUUAUGACAAGUUCUCUAUUGGGGACAGCAGAAGCCUCUACAAGCUCCGCAUAGGAGACUACAAUGGCACUGCUGGGGAUUCCCUUACUUAUCACCAAGGGCGACCCUUCUCCACUGAGGACAGGGACAAUGAUGUUGCUGUUACCAAUUGUGCCAUGUCCUACAAGGGAGCGUGGUGGUAUAAGAACUGCCACCGAACCAACCUAAAUGGAAAGUAUGGGGAGUCCAGGCACAGUCAGGGAAUCAACUGGUAUCAUUGGAAAGGCCACGAGUUCUCCAUCCCCUUUGUGGAAAUGAAGAUGCGGCCUUACAACCACCCACCUGUGGUUGGAAGGAAACGACGGUCCCUACACUUGUGA
This is a messenger RNA of Vombatus ursinus (common wombat), 4077 nucleotides long. RefSeq names its product tenascin R (gene TNR). Bases 1 to 4077 code for a protein of 1358 amino acids. Gene Ontology annotation, molecular function: protein binding. Lineage: Eukaryota; Metazoa; Chordata; Mammalia; Diprotodontia; Vombatidae. The transcript has 21 exons. The record is from RefSeq and is a predicted model, not a curated record.